CGGUGCAGUGCGGUGCGGUGCUUUCCGCUGCGGUGCGGUGCUUUCCGCUGCGGUGCGUUGUGCCGCGCCGCGCCCCGCAGACGCCGCUCCGCGCGCGCGUUGCUCGAGGGCGCCGGCGGGGGGCGGCUGCUGGCGACGGGCAGCAUGGUGCGAGCGCGGGGGGCGUCCGGCCCCGGGCGUCGCCUGCUGCUGCUGCUCGGCCUCCUGGCGGCCCUGCGUGCCCGGGACAGCCGGGCUGCUCCGCGGGCAGCGCCGGGCCCAGAUGUGGCUGUAGAGGAUGGCUAUCCUGUUUCUCGGCUGGGUGCUGGUUUUGAGCCUCAGGAGAUUCCCACGGAUGUAGCCAUGAGGAGGGCUUCUCUGGCUUCUCGGCUGGAUCUUUUUCUAGAGCCUUGGCAGCAUGCCACGGGUCCGCAAAGAGCACAGUAUGAGGCCAAAAUGGGAAAGUCCUCUCAGGAAUCUUCUGAAGUCCUACAGGAAAUCUUGAAGGACUUGGAGGGAGCAGCUGAGAAUCAUCAGGAGACCCUGGAGAAGGAGACCUUUCCGGCAGGAGGCAGUCACAGCCUGCCAGUCUCCGAUGAAGAAAGAGAGGCAGUUCAAGCAACAGGCAUGCCAGCGGUGCCUGGCGGCGAUGGCGAUGCCGGUGCUUGGCCGGAUGCGGGACCGAAGGCUUGGGAAGAUGCUGGAGGUCGUCCAAGAGCUUUUCAGCCGCAGGGGAGUCCCAGGGGCAAUGGUUAUCCAUCAUUCUGGCUGUUUCCUCUUCCUGAGCCUCGGGAGGAUCCCCGGGAUGUGGCCGACAUUGAUGGGCAUGCAGCUUCUCAGCUGGAUCCCCAUUUUGAACCUCGAGAUGGUCGUGCAUCUGUUUCCCUGCAGAGGGCUUAUCCAGCUUCUCAGCUGGAUGCUGUUGCUGAGCCUCCAGGUCUUCCCAGGGGUGGUCCAAGCGGUUUAGAGCCGCAGGGGAGUCCCAGGGGUGUUCCUGCAGGCGGUGGCCUUCUAGGUUCCCAGCUGGAUCCCACUUCUGAGCCUCAGGGGCAUGCCAGGAAUGUGGCCAUAGGUGGUGGAGAUUUAUCUUCUCAUCUGGACUCUGAUUUUGAGUCUCUGGGGAAUCCCAGAGAUGUCCCUGAAGGCAGUGUUUCUCCAGCUUCUCAGGGGCUGAAGCCUCUGCUUGAGCCUCAGGGAGAUCGCAGGGGCCUUGCUGGUGACGAAGAUGCCCAGGCUGCAGCUCAUAAAGCGCAACAAAAGCAGCGUUUGGUCCUGAGCGCUGCAGUCUCGGGUUCCGUAGUGUUUGCCGUGGUGCUGACUUGCAUAGUUACUUUCCGGCUGAGGAAGAGAAAACAAGAAGCGAUGCCAGCUAACCCUGCCGCUGCCUCCAACAGAGAGGAGUCAAGCACAGAGGAAGGCAGAGCAAAACCAGGGAGUGACAGAGAAAAGGAUGGGCUCACCCUAGAAAAUGAAAAUUUCAACAACAGCUCCAGGCGCCUUCCGGUGAACUUUGCGACAGAGCUUGCCCAGUUAUUUGAUGCCAUGAAUUCGAAAAGUUCAUUUCAGCCUAGAUGCCAGAGCAACUCAGAUGGUGGUUAUGGCUGUUCCUCAAAUAUCUGCAUUUCCCGGGAUUUUCCCCAAGGCGAUCAUUCCAAGUGUGUGUGUUUUCGUUACCAAGAGGGAUAUUGUACUUCAGAUGCAUAUUCCGAAUAGAAUAAUAAAAAUGGUGGGCUAAAA
Molecule: messenger RNA, 1716 nt
Organism: Dromaius novaehollandiae (emu)
Lineage: Eukaryota; Metazoa; Chordata; Aves; Casuariiformes; Dromaiidae
Exons: 16
Coding region: 145-1692 (515 amino acids)
Source: RefSeq, a predicted model, not a curated record